GAAUUUUUAGCCAAAUCGCCGCGCUUUUCUCUCUCUCUCUCUCCUCUUCUUCCUUCGUUGAUUGUUGUUGUGAACCCUCAAUGCCUCUUUCGUAUCUUCAUGGUCCUACCCUUCAAGCGCGUUGAUUAACAUUUUUUUUUUUGUUGAAUCCCAAAAGAGUUGUAUUGUGGGUUCUGAUGCAAUAUUGGGUUCGGUCAACUUUUUCGCUUCUCUUUUCUCCUUUUUUCUGUUUCUGUGUUCUUUUUCUUUUUUGGGUUUUUGUGGGUUUUGAAUUUUCUUUUCUGGGUUAACUUUUCAAUUUUUCUUUUUCGGCGUAGGCUUCUCUUGUUUAGUCAUUAUUUUAUUUAGAAUAAUUUGUUGGUGGGUCGUCGGUAUUCCCCUUUGUAAAUGUUGGGGAUUGGGUCGUUUUCGCGGGGUUUACUUUCUCAAUUUUUUUGGGGAUUUUUUAUUUGCACAUCAAGAAAUGGUUGGUGAUCAAAGGUUAGGGUUUUGAGUAGCGAAACGUUUUUUGUUUUUUGUUUUUUUUUAAUAUAUUUUGUUUGUCAAUUGGGUUUGAAAAGUCUUUAGAUUUUCUAAUUGGUUAUUGAGGGUUCUCAGGUCAAUAGUGGACAAAUUUUGGAAAUUGGUGUGUUUGGCUCGUAUUGGAUAGUUUGUUUUCUAUUUUGUUUGAUGUAGGUUUGAUCUGAAGAAACUUAGUUUGGCAGUGUCAUUGUAAGUUUCAUCUAGAGGUUGCAUAUUUUGUUGAUUCAACUAUCUGACUUUUUUUGGGGGUUGAUUCACAUAAAAGUUUUUGAUUUUCUUUCAUCAAAUCACUUGAUAUUGUUUUGCAUUUCUUGUCAAAUCUUUCUAGGAUCACAGAAAUUUCAGUUUAUUGGGUUGAAUUCGCGUGAUUGUGUUGAUUGAUAUUUGUUAUCAGAGAAGAGGUGUUCUCUGAAAUUAGGUUUUGUGGUGUUUUGGAUUGUUGUUUCUUCAAUUGGGGUUGUUCAAAAUGGAGGUAAAACAGGAUGAGGAAGUGCGAGUGGUUCCAAAAACGGUAAAGUCGAGCUAUGAAUUGGGGAGUUUGGGGUCAAACUCAAAAUUGAAGGGUGCGGGAAGUCUUAGUGAAAAAAAUAUGCCGGUGCAGGGUACUGGAAGUAUUAGUAGGAAUGAUAUGUUUUUCCGAGCUGACAAAAUUGAUUUGAAAAGCUUGGAUGUUCAAUUGGAGAAGCACAUGAACCGGGUUUGGUCAAAGAACGUAGAGGGACAAAAACCAAAAGAACAGUGGGAGAUUGAUCCAUCUCACUUGGAUUUAAGAUACUUAGUAGCUAGGGGCACCUAUGGUACCGUAUAUCGUGGUACUUAUGAUGGCCAAGAUGUUGCAGUGAAGCUGUUGGACUGGGGAGAGAAUGGCAUGGCCACAACUGCAGAAACUGCUGCUUUGCGGGCAUCAUUUCGGCAAGAGGUUGCUGUUUGGCAGAAGCUUGACCAUCCAAAUGUUACUAAAUUUGUUGGUGCUUCAAUGGGGACAUCAAAUCUUAAAAUUCCUUCAAAAAACGGUGCUAGUGAUAGUUCUCUUCCAUCAAAAGCUUGUUGUGUGGUUGUGGAGUACCUUCCGGGUGGGACAUUGAAAAAAUACCUUUAUUUGAACCGAAAAAAGAAACUUGCCUUUAAAAUAGUGAUUCAGCUUGCUUUAGACCUCUCUAGAGGAUUGAGCUAUCUGCAUUCACAGAAAAUUGUACAUCGUGAUGUCAAAGCUGAGAAUAUGUUGCUAGAUUCCACUAAAAGUCUAAAAAUUGCUGAUUUUGGUGUUGCUCGUGUUGAAGCCAUGAAUCCUCAGGACAUGACCGGUGAAACUGGAACCCUUGGGUACAUGGCACCAGAGGUUCUUGAUGGCAAGCCGUAUAAUAGAAAAUGUGAUGUCUAUAGCUUUGGUGUAUGCUUAUGGGAAAUUUAUUGUUGUGAUCUGCCAUACCCAGAUCUUAGCUUUGCUGAAGUUUCAUCUGCUGUUGUUCGACAGAAUUUGAGGCCAGAAAUCCCCAGAUGUUGCCCAAAUUCUCUGGCCAACAUCAUGAAGAAAUGCUGGGAUGCGAACCCAGAAAAGCGCCCUGACAUGAACGAGGUUGUGAAGUCAUUAGAAGCAAUUGACACAAGCAAAGGAGGAGGAAUGAUACCCGAAGGCCAGGGUGCUGGCUGUUUUUGCUUCGCUCCUGCUCGGGGUCCUUGAUUCCUCUUAUUCAUUUGUAUAUGUCAAUCAUGUUACGUUUCCGCAUUGUUAGCAGACAGAAAUAUUUCCUGUUUUAGGCUGUUCAUGGAAUUUCUGGUUUGUAGAUUUUCCUUCCAACGGUGAAAGCAUGUUUUAAGUUGCAGAGAAAAUGAAGAAAAUCUAUGGAAGUUUCAGGAUUUUCUGUACUUUGUAUCACUUUCCAAAGAAUAAAAUUAUCUGUCCCAGUUGCUUCCUGGCCUUUUCUUGAC
This is a messenger RNA of Camellia sinensis, 2451 nucleotides long. RefSeq names its product serine/threonine-protein kinase 52. Gene Ontology annotation, cellular component: plasma membrane. Gene Ontology annotation, biological process: protein phosphorylation. Lineage: Eukaryota; Viridiplantae; Streptophyta; Magnoliopsida; Ericales; Theaceae. Gene Ontology annotation, molecular function: protein serine/threonine kinase activity; ATP binding. The record is from RefSeq and is a predicted model, not a curated record.